Molecule: messenger RNA, 1843 nt
Organism: Lacerta agilis (Sand lizard)
Lineage: Eukaryota; Metazoa; Chordata; Lepidosauria; Squamata; Lacertidae
Gene: CRTAM
Product: cytotoxic and regulatory T cell molecule
Exons: 12
Coding region: 169-1557 (462 amino acids)
Biological process (GO): cell recognition; positive regulation of natural killer cell mediated cytotoxicity directed against tumor cell target; detection of tumor cell
Cellular component (GO): plasma membrane
Molecular function (GO): signaling receptor binding
Source: RefSeq, a predicted model, not a curated record
GGGAGAGAGGAAAGGGGGCAGAUCCUGUCACUGAUGAGGUCAUGGUACAUGCACUUGGUUGCCUCUUGAAAAGGAGGAGCCAGCUGCAGGCCCCUGACUUCAGAAGCAAAGAGGAAGCUUCUAUGGUUGCAACUUGGGGGCUGCCGUUGAAGCAGGCACCAUCUCAACAUGCCCCUCGUCCCGGCACUCUUUGAGCUGGCUUUGCUGCUGCAGCUGCUACAAGGGUCUUUUCAAGAAGCUCCCAUUGAAAACGUAACUGUAGUGGAGGGGGGGAAAUUGGAUCUACGCUGCCCUGUUGCUGGAGACAUCGGAUCUGCCGUGGAGUGGAAGAACCCAUGUGGGUUUGUGAUUUUCUUCAGGAACACCCAGCGAGGAAUAAGAGAUCCAAGGUAUACACUUGUCCAACAUUCAGCGGCUGAAUUCUCUGUCCGUCUCUCCAACGUCAUGGUGCACGAUGAAGGAGUCUAUACAUGCCUCCGCUACACGACGCCAACCAGAAGAAAGCAGGUGAUCGUCAAUGUCUUAGCUGCUCCUUCCAGACCUCUGCUGGAAGCAUCAAGGGUCAGAGUUCACAAUCCAGAGGAAAAGAUGGUGUUAAGGUGCUCCACCUGGGGUGCUAAACCCCCUCCUCAAAUUACGUGGUUGCUGGACAAUGGGAUGGAACUCUUCGGUGAUGCUAAACAUCAGCUGGAAGGGAAGAAAUGGAAUUCAACCAGCACCCUCACAGUCCACACCUACACCCAGAAGUCUGCUGUUACUUGUGUUAUUCGUCACAAAGCUCUCGGAGGAGGAAAUUUAACAGCAAAUUUACACCUUGGGCACAACGAGCCUACCACAGACUUCACCCCAACAACACUUCCAGUUAGUACGAUAACUCCAGAAAACCUUCCCCAUUAUAAAGGGCCAGGCAAAGCAUUAAAUAUUACAGAAGGAAGCCCUGGAACGCAAACCCCACACACAAGCGCCGCAGCAGCAACUCUGAAUUCUAAUGCUACCAACGGCUCAGAAAAAAUACUAAAUGUGACAGAAGAAAACCUUAGUAUACCAACUCUGUCUCCAACUGGAGGAGCAGCAACCCUGAAUUCUUAUCCCACUAAAGGAUCAGAUACAAUAUUCAAUGUAACAGAAGGAAAUUCUAGUACACAAACACCGUAUCCAGGUUCUGACACUGCAACUAUGAAUUCUCAAGGAACAAUUGCAACAAAUCUUACGCAUGAAGGAAUCGUGAAACGAGCGAGCCUUUUGCUUCCCAUACUUGUGACGGUGUUACUUUCUGCUCUCUUCAUUGUUGUCCUGCUUUUUGUGGUGAAACUGUGGAAGGCACACAGAGAAUGGAAGAAAGAAAAUGAAGUUUCGGAUCAGACGCUUGAAAGUAACAAAUCUCGGCCAAAUGAAGACAACCAUUUGGAGAAGAAUAGAAAUGUUAUCCCUUGGAAGAUCAGUAAGAAAUAUGUAAUUGGAGGAUCGUGCACAAGGACAACAAAGAAUUCAGAGGGGAGUCAAGAUUCAUCAGUCUUUGAAAAACAUUCGCCUUCCGUUAAGGAAACUGACCUGUGAGCAUCACUCCCUAUUGACAAUAUUGGACUAUGUACAAUGGCGCAGGACGGCAUUCACUUUAUUUAGCCUGUGGCUAAAUAUUCACCUUUCUGUGAAAAACCCUUCAAAAUCAACAUUUUCAACAGGAUUUCAAACCAGCGGAAACAACUGGUUCAUAAACGUGUGGGGUUCAAGCUGGGCUAAUUGUGUUGUAAAUAAAAAGACAACCAUACUGCAAAAGCUGUUGACAAUCUGCAAGUUGUAUAUGUUAUGAUUCAGCCAGCAUCUCAAUAAAUACAAUACUUAG